Molecule: messenger RNA, 1708 nt
Organism: Helicoverpa zea (corn earworm)
Lineage: Eukaryota; Metazoa; Arthropoda; Insecta; Lepidoptera; Noctuidae
Product: protein ALP1-like
Exons: 2
Coding region: 143-1366 (407 amino acids)
Source: RefSeq, a predicted model, not a curated record
AACACAUUAUUGAAACGCCACGCCACACAACGUGUCGCCACCCCAUGAGCACUGUGCACAUUACCAACACGUGAUGCCACGACACGCUCGCAAUUUUUUAAUUCAGUCUAUGUGCGGCGGUGAACAUGUAUAGUCGUGUACUAUGGAUCUUCUAAAUAACGAGUCAGAUGAAGAUUUUGAAGAUGGAUUGAUGCAAAUUUUGGGUACAUAUAUGUUACUAAAACGACUCAAGAAUAAGAAACAAACUAGACGUUACUGGGUGCAUGAAAUAAAUGAAAAGAGAAGUACGUGUGGUGAAUAUCAUGCUCUUUAUCAAGAUUUACUUAAUGACAGCGAAAGAUUUCAUAUGUAUUUUCGGGUUACUAAAACACAAUUUGAGGAAAUACAUGAAUUUAUUAAAAAUGAUAUACAAAAGAAAAGGACAACAUUUCGCGAAGCAAUCAGUACAAAAGAAAGACUUGCUGUAUGCCUCAGGUUUUUAGCCACGGGCAAUUCAUUUAGAUCGAUGGGAUUCAACUAUCGAAUGGGAUUCAGUACCGUACGAAACAUUGUGCAAGACGUUUGCAAUGCAAUUUGGAAGAAAAUGGGUCCUAUUUAUAUGCCCAAACCUACAACUGCAAUUUGGCAAGAAUCAGAAAAUGGUUUUAGAAAUUACUGGAAUUUCCCAAAUUGCUGUGGAGCAAUAGAUGGAAAACAUGUGAAUAUUAUUUGUCCUAUAAAUGGUGGUUCAAAUUACUGGAAUUAUAAGGGAACUAAUUCAAUCGUGUUACUAGCUGUAGUAGAUCCAAAGUAUAGAUUUUUAGUUGUGGACGUCGGAUCCUAUGGUAAAAACAGCGAUGGUGGCAUAUUUGAAAAAUCCAUUUUAGGAGAAUUGCCAGCCGCUAACCCUUUAACUCCAAAUUCAGAACCAUUGCCACAUGUGAUUGUGGCAGAUGAAGCUUUUCCCUUAAAACCAUUUUUGAUGCGACCCUACAGUAAGAAUGACGUUCGUAACAAUGAACCCAAUAAAAUAUUCAAUUACAGACUCAGUCGUGCUCGACGAAUAGUCGAGAAUGCUUUUGGCAUCUUAAGAUCAAGAUGGCGUGUAUUUGCAGGUCCUAUGUCAGUACAACCUGACAUGGUCGACAAAAUAGUUUUAGCAACAUGUUGCUUACACAAUUAUUUGGGCACGGAUAAUUUACCCUCGAACUGUGAUCAUCCAGAGACAAAUAUGACAGAAUCUACCGCCUUUGACAAUUUAAAUCCAAUUCGUAGAAAUUCCACACAAUAUGCUUUUACAGUGAGAAACAAAUUCAAAGAAUAUUUUAACAGUGAAGGCGCCGUUCCGUGGCAGCUUGAUAUUGUGAGGAGAGGUAGACAACAUUAAUAACAUGGCUACUCUUCAAAAAAAUCACAAAACUAAGUUCAUACGAGAUAUAUGUAUAUUUAGUUAACAUAGGUGUUCGGGAUACCCAGAACGUGAAACCUUUUUUAAUGUAAAACACCAAAACCUAUAAAGUAGGAACCUCUUUGUGUCUGUGUUUUGUUUUAUCUUUUUUUAAUUUUUCGUUGUCAAAAAUAAGUCUUGCGGAAUACAACUCUCUUAUAUAAUUUUCACGAAGCAUUUUUUAUUCAAUUUUAUAUACAGUCCUAUCCAAUAGGUAUAUAUAUUCAAGUAAAAAAUAAGUAUAUUCUAUUUUGUAAUAAAUAAUAUUCGUAAUAAAACUUA